Molecule: messenger RNA, 4972 nt
Organism: Leptonychotes weddellii (Weddell seal)
Lineage: Eukaryota; Metazoa; Chordata; Mammalia; Carnivora; Phocidae
Gene: ZNF454
Product: zinc finger protein 454
Biological process (GO): regulation of DNA-templated transcription
Source: RefSeq, a predicted model, not a curated record
CGCACUCGCGGGUAUUCGGCUCCGCGGCUCCCCCGGCAACGCGCAAGCGCAGUUCCGACCCGGGCUGCCGACUCCCGCUCAUUGUGUUCCGCCUGCGAUGUGGCGGUUGCGGUUCCUCGCCGCGGGCAGAGGCUCCUUGAAGGGCAAUCCGGUGGUGACCAGGUGUGUAGAAGUUUCUAGCCUAAGUCCUGCUCUGCCAGUCCCUGAAAGGGCUUAUCAAAGAAGGAAUGGCCGUCAGGCACCUGCCAACCAUGGUCCAGGAAUCAGUGACCUUCAAGGACGUGGUCGUGCUCUUCACCCGGGACGAGUGGGCACAGCUAAGCCCUACUCAGAGGGCCCUUUACAGGGAUGUGAUGCUGGAGAACUACAGCAACCUGGUUUCACUGGGACUCUUAGGACCUCAACCAGAGCUGUUUUCCCAGCUGGGAAAAGGAGAAGAAUGGAUGCUGGAGGAUGCAUCGGGAAGCUUCUGUCUUGACUGGAUGACUAUGCCCGUGAGUAAGAACUCUCCUCUCAAGGCGGAUAUUCCUGACGAAGACUUGGAUCAGUGGAUGAUAAAGAAAGGAUUUGCUAGAGAUAGUCACUGGAAAUAUGAUGGCCUGUUGGAAUGGCAGCAUGGAGGCCAGGGGGUCCUUGCUCACCAGAAAACCCCCUCUGUGCUCAGCGCCCAGGCCAGGGAUGAACCUGGGAAGCACUGCACUGUGAUCUCAUCUGUUGUUCAGAGUCAGGGAUUUCAAUCUACCAAAAAAGCCUUCGAGUGUAGUGAGUGUGGAAAAGUCUUCACUAAGAAUUCAACCCUUAAUAAACAUCAGAAAGUUCAUACUGAAAAACUGAAUGCAAAUCGGAAAACUGUUAUUAAAGAGAAACGAUAUGAAUGUAGAGAAUGUGGGAAAGCCUUUCACCAGAGUACACACCUCAUCCACCACCAAAGAAUUCACACUGGCGAGAAACCGUACGAAUGUAAGGAAUGUGGCAAGGCCUUCUCCGUGAGCUCCUCACUCACUUACCAUCAGAAAAUUCACACUGGAGAGAAACCUUUCGAAUGCAAUCUAUGUGGGAAAGCUUUUAUCCGAAACAUACACCUUGCCCACCAUCACAGAAUACACACUGGAGAGAAACCUUUUAAAUGUAACAUAUGUGACAAAGCCUUUGUGUGCAGGGCACAUCUUACCAAACACCAGAAUAUUCAUAGUGGAGAGAAACCCUAUAAAUGUAAUGAAUGUGGGAAAGCCUUUAAUCAGAGUACAAGUUUUCUUCAGCAUCAAAGAAUUCACACUGGAGAGAAGCCCUUUGAAUGUAACGAAUGUGGAAAGGCCUUCAGGGUGAACUCUUCCCUUACUGAGCAUCAGAGGAUUCAUACUGGAGAGAAACCUUAUAAGUGUAGUGAAUGUGGGAAAGCUUUCAGGGAUAAUUCAUCCUUCGCUCGACAUCGGAAAAUUCAUACUGGAGAGAAACCUUACAGAUGUGGUUUGUGUGAGAAAGCGUUCAGGGAUCAGUCAGCCCUAGCCCAACAUCAGAGAAUUCAUACUGGGGAAAAACCUUAUACAUGUAAUAUGUGUGAGAAAGCCUUCAGUGACCAUUCAGCCCUCACUCAACAUAAGAGAAUCCACACCAGGGAAAAACCUUACAAAUGUAAAAUCUGCGGGAAAGCCUUUAUUCGAAGCACACACCUUACUCAACAUCAGAGGAUUCACACAGGAGAGAAGCCCUAUAAAUGUAAUAAAUGCGGGAAAGCUUUCAACCAGACUGCAAACCUCAUUCAGCAUCAGAGACAUCAUGUUGGAGAAAAGUGAUAGGAUUAUAGUUUACAUGGCAGAGCUUUGAGACUGAGUAUGUUAAUUAUUGAGUGUAAGAGAAUCCAUUCCAGAGAAUAGCCAUGAAAGCCUACCUGAAGAUGGAAUUUUUAUUUACGGAGAAUCCAGCUUCACGGUAUUGUGGGUUUGAGAAUUUAAGAAUGGCAUGCCCUCCUAGUUCAGAACUGCCUCGAUUGAAUACCAGUAAUGUUUAAUUAGUCUGAAUUAUCAAAUAUCAUAACCAAAAUGAAGCUUCAUUAACAACAUAGAAAUUAGAUUAUCAAAUUUAUAUUUUGACUCUUAAGAGAAAUUAUAAAAUUGUAAAAGACCAGGUUGAGAAGCAAAGGAACAAAAAAGAAAAUGGUCUAUAAGCAUUUCACUCACUUCUUUUAUAUAAGAGGGUUUCUACUUUUCAAUGGAACCCUUUGUUCUCACCCACCCACUUUCCCGGUAUAAGGAAAGUGCAGUCACCAUGCAUUGGCCCCAGAGUUACUUAAAUUAUUUUUCCCACCUUCUGCUUCAAACCAUCUUCUCAGAUUUCCCUGACUUGGGUGUCCACUGGCUGCUUACCCAUAUUCUCCUUCUGGGACAACUCAUUUGAAUGGUGUGUCCCUCUUGAUUUAGCACCUCCUAACUGGUGACAUUGUGUCACUUAUCAUCACCCCAUUUGCCCUUGGGGAAUGUGGUGAUCUGGCCUCAUAAACAGUCCAUGAUUCUGGGAUAUCACACCCAGACCCAGCAUUCAGAACUCAGGAGCCCUGGGAGGCAGAGGUCGAUCAAACUUCUUGAGUUCCCCAGUUCCUCUGGGCCUCACCUUGACUCUGACACUGGGAUGGUACCUUAAAGUAGGGGCUUAGUUUGUGUAGACAUUACCUCCAAUUGUUCCUCGCUGUACUUACCCCACACACAGCAGUCAGGGGACUGCUCAGCUUCAGAUGUGAUAAUCCAAACGUCUAGCAGUGUUCUAGGCCCCCUCCGCUUCUGUGACUUGCCAUUUCCUAACAUGCAGCUGACACAAGUUAGAGCCCCAAAGCCACUUCUCAAAGGCCCUGACCCCCUCUCUUGCCCUUGGCUGUCAGUCCUCUGUGACCACUGCACUAGAGUAUAUAUUCAUUACCCCCAGAAUAUUAACUGCUGCAUCCUGGUCCCUGACCUUCUGUCCAAUUUUCUGAAGGUCUAGACUGUGUUCACAGGACAAACAGCUUGGAAUUUAUGCUUUGGCAUUUGAAAGUGGGCAUUUCCUCUCCUCCAUCUGGGUAUUCUACUAUUUAGAGACUGUCCCAUUCUGACAGGGGUGAGCUAUCUGUAGAGUAAUUCCGUGGGUGAAGAAGUUGAGAGCAUCAUGACAUUCUCUGGCAGGGCAUUGUCCAUGCCCAAAAGUUUUAGCAAUACUCUAUUCCUGCAGGUACAGUUCCUUCUUCAUCUUUGGUUCCUCACUACUCUCAGUAGAAAUCACAGAGAUAAAAUAACGUGUGCCUCCACACACACAGCCGCUGGUAGCGCGGUCCCCUUCCCCACCACAAAGGAUGGGGAGCCCACACUGCAAACUGGAACACACCACAUCAUGAAGACGGAAGAGCAAGUCAACCGUUGUUCUGGGAGACGGAGUGGCAAGUUCUUAGUCCGUGGAGGUGCAGAAGAGGAUAGUCUGUAUCCUGGUGGAAUCAGUAGACUCCAGGUUGAACACAGACUUGGAAGCUUCCAGCCACUCUAAAGCCUAAGUUCUCUAAAUUCAGCUUCCAUUGAAUAAAGGCCGCCAGUGUGGGCAGGCAUCUCCUGUGGGGGGGAUCAGCAGCUCAUACUUUCUCCCCUGCUAAGCUGCAGGUAAAGCAGUAUUUCAAGGGGUGACUUGGAGCUCUUUGUAUGCUGGGCCCACACGUGUUCAUCUGCAGCCUCACAGGGCUGGAGACCCCAGAUUCCACAAGAAACCCAAAAACUCGCUCACUGCUACAGAUCCCUGCCUUCAGUACUAGCCAUAGGGCCUGCCUGGUCCUAAACCUUGAAUCCCUGUGGAACACUGCUCAGCUGAGUUCAUUGUUCAUUUUGUUUGUAUUUAAUGAGAGCUAAUGCCACGGGUCCUGUGCCUGCAGUUGAGCCGGGGCCGAGACCGGCUGCCCUCUGAGAGCCUCCUCCAUCCCGGGGAUGGCUCCAGCAUCUGUUCCUGCACCACAGUCCGUGCAGCCUGGGCUUGCUCCCUGCCCUAUCAGCGCACCCAUGACUACGCCAUCGCAGGAUAAUGAUUGAGCCAGUCUCCCUACCCCCUCGCCGGAACUAGAGAGAGAGAGGAGCCAGAGAAGCAGACCUAGACCCCACCUCCCACAUCUGACACAUCAGAGCUCCCCUGGCCUACUGUGGAAUCGCCCAGUAGGCAAACCCAGUGGAAGGGCCAAUUCCACUCUGCCUGGGGGAAGGUUUGAGAAGAGGAUUAGCACCGUAAACUUUGUUAAAAAUCAUCAUUGUCUGUGGGCUCCCAUGAAUACCCCUGAAACUGCCAGCUCUUGGGGGAAAAAUAAUUGCUCCAGUUUCCCCUUUCACAUUCCUCCAAUGCUGUCUUGUCAGGUCGCCCCAUCUCCAGGUGAUACUCUGGGCACCUGGCUUCUCCCUCGCCGACUGAGCUUGCCUCACUGCCAGCAGUGUCUGCCCAAGAUGUUGCCUUCCUCCACAUUCUGGGAUAUCACACCCAGACCCAGCAUUCAGAACUCAGGAGCCCUGGGAGGCAGAGGUCGAUCAAACUUCUUGAGUUCCCCAGUUCCUCUGGGCCUCCACAUUCAGCAACAGCUUUUAGAAUGGCACCGUGACCCUCAGCGGACUAGGGCUUCCCGGUUUCAGUGCCUGAGCCUCAGAGUCUUGGAACAAAACAGCCCUAAAUUGCAUGCAUCUUUGGUUGAGAAAACAACUUAAUUCCCUUGAACAUGAAUUUAGUCUAAGUGCAUAGCCUCCAGCCAUCCUCUUCCCUCUGCACUUUGCCCUCCCCUCCCUUUCACUGGAUUAGCCAGCAAGGCAAUGUGGACACAGGAAACACUCCCACCCUACUCUAGCCUGCAGUUGGGAGAGGUCCCAGCUUCUAGCCCCACCUCAACUCCUGCUAAAUAUAUUUUUGGUAGUAUUUUUACCUUUAGUAUUUUUAUACCAGUUUGUGAAGGGAAAAAGAAAAUACAAAGUUUGAUUGUUUCCCAUCA